Lynx canadensis (Canada lynx) is the source of this 615-nucleotide messenger RNA. RefSeq names its product keratin-associated protein 27-1. NCBI's taxonomy places the organism in Eukaryota, Metazoa, Chordata, Mammalia, Carnivora, Felidae. Gene Ontology annotation, molecular function: structural molecule activity. Gene Ontology annotation, cellular component: keratin filament. Bases 1 to 615 code for a protein of 204 amino acids. The transcript has a single exon. The record is from RefSeq and is a predicted model, not a curated record.
AUGUCCGAGAGCCAAGGCCACUCUCCCAGGAACUUCUACAAUGUCCCACCACUCUCUGCCAUUGUACAUGGGUCUAAGCUCAUAAGCUUUGAAGAUGGAUUUUUUUUACCCAGCAGCUGCCAUGGCAGGACCUGGCUCCUGGACGACUUUCAAGAAACCUGCAGUGAAACUACCAGCUGCAAAGUGCCCAACUGUAAACAGGAACUGGGCACAGAGCAGAGCUGCAUGCAAAGUGCUUGCCUCCCCAGAGCUUUCCAAACAACUUGCUCUAGUUCCAGGCCCUGUGAAAAGACAAUAUGCCAAUCAGGACGUUCCUCAGCAAUGUUGGCGUGUGUUUCUCAGCCUUGCCAGUCAGGAAGCAGCCAGAAAGUUAGAGUCCAGAACUGCCAGCCUGUGAGCCACGUGGCAAAGAGUUGUCCACCCAAGACUUAUCUGUCUAAGAGUUGUCAGACUCUGGAAUGUGACCCUGGCCAAUGUCAAUCUCAGAGCCCUGAAUCCGGUUCCUGUAGGCCUCCGGUCUAUGUCGCACCAGGGCCACAACUCCUGGAAUCUUCUUCUAACACUUAUGAGCCAACCUGCUGUGUUACUGGUGGUUUGCAACUGCCUAGUAAGUGA